AUGAGCUUUUGUCGUAUUUGCUUCCUUUACUUGAUGAUGUUCAUCGUUACUCGUUGGAUCCUUGGAGUUCAAUCAGCUGCAGGUCCUUUAAACAAGUUUUUACUAUCUUCUUAUGAAAUUAAUAAUAAAAAAUCAACAAUACUAUCCAAGAAACUACAACAGCCAAGUCAAAGAAAGCUUUUGGCUCAAGAUACUUGCACAGGCAGAGAUAUAAGUAUAUCACAAGGUAGAGGUUCCUCUUCUGGGAUUCCACAGUUCAUAGUUGAGAUUGCCAACACCUGUGUUUCAGGUUGUGCUCCUUCAAACAUCCAUCUCCACUGUAGUUGGUUUGCUUCUGCAACAUUGGUAAACCCAACAAAUUUCAAGAGGCUUUCCUAUGAUGACUGCUUGGUAAAUGGAGGGAACCCUUUGAAUAACGGUCAGAUCAUUAGAUUCACCUAUUCAAACACCUUCAUGUACCCACUUAGAUUCAAAUCUGCCAAAUUCUGCUAA
Messenger RNA from Hevea brasiliensis (rubber tree), 492 nucleotides. RefSeq names its product TPD1 protein homolog 1-like. The coding region runs from base 1 to 492 and encodes 163 amino acids. Gene Ontology annotation, biological process: cell fate determination. Lineage: Eukaryota; Viridiplantae; Streptophyta; Magnoliopsida; Malpighiales; Euphorbiaceae. The record is from RefSeq and is a predicted model, not a curated record. The transcript is spliced from 3 exons.